Messenger RNA from Amphimedon queenslandica, 1377 nucleotides. RefSeq names its product adhesion G-protein coupled receptor G2-like. NCBI's taxonomy places the organism in Eukaryota, Metazoa, Porifera, Demospongiae, Haplosclerida, Niphatidae. Gene Ontology annotation, cellular component: membrane. The transcript has 7 exons. Gene Ontology annotation, biological process: cell surface receptor signaling pathway; G protein-coupled receptor signaling pathway. Gene Ontology annotation, molecular function: G protein-coupled receptor activity. The record is from RefSeq and is a predicted model, not a curated record. The annotation marks the transcript as partial.
GUAGCUAAUAUUAGUAACCCUCGCUGUGUGUACUGGAAUUUCACUACAGCAGGUGGCAGGGGUAAUUGGUCUACUGAUGGUUGCAAUACAACAUUUAAUACUACUGAUGAUGAUCUUAGUUUCAUAGCCUGCCAUUGUGAUCAUUUGACUAAUUUUGCUUGUCUUGUGGAUGUAUCUGCUAGAGUCAAUGAACCUACCCAACCUCCUCAAUAUGUCACUGUUACACUAGAAGUUGUAUCAAUUGUUGGUGUAUGUCUCUCAAUAGGUGGAUUAGUACUAACAAUUAUCACUUUAGUUAUAUUCAAGAAACUGAGGGCAAGAGAAGCUAGCAAAUUUCAUAUUCAACUUUGCCUCUCAUUAAUUUUUAUGCUAGCAGUAUUUGUGAGUGGCAUUGAUAGAGUAUCAGUGAGAGCUGGUUGUAUAACAGUUGGUGUUCUCAUUCAUUACUUUGCUCUUGUUGCUUGGAUGUGGAUGGGAGCCGAGGCUUUACUAAUGUUUCAAAAACUAGUGAUUGUAUUCACAGACAUAACAUGGAAAUAUUUAGUUGGUAUCUCAUUGAUAUGCUGGACUCUACCACUCUUGCCAGUUAUAAUCACAUUAGCAGUUGAUGUUGAUUUCUAUAUUUAUUUAUAUGAACCAGAAAACCAGUCUGGAUUCUGUUUCAUUAGUGACAUGAUCCCUUUUUUUGCUGCUUUUCUACUUCCAGUCUUCAUCAUACUUAUCUUCAACGUUAUCAUAUACGUCAUCAUUAUUCGUGUUCUUAUUCUCCACACUAUUCGUAAGAACAAGAGAAUGAGUAAGUCUUCCUUCAAAACAUCUGACGCAAUAAAAAUGAUACUAUCAUACUCUGGUAUUUUGAUACUGUUCGGCCUCACGUGGGUAUCUGCUGUCUUCACAUUCAUUUCUGAGCCUAACACUUCAUUCAUAGUUCAGUUCUUCUUUGCUUUCUUCAAUGCUUUUCAAGGUUUUUUUAUAUUCUUCUUUUUUAUCAUCCUGAGCAGUGAUUCAAGAGAUGCUUGGAGAUCGCUUCUCUGCCCUGGGACUCUUCGAGAUGAAAUGAAACCACAGACAUCCACAACUCUUAAGAGCAAAACUUUAAAUAGCAAAACCAUGUCACUGCAAAAGAAAAACGUACCAAGAAAUGCAAUUUUAAGCUUUGGAGGAAAAAAUAUGCCCAAUGAAAAACAGACAGAUUUUACUGAUAAUAUAAUAUUUGAGAAUGAGGCAAAUUUUGAAGACGAAGUAUUUUCUAUUGAUGAUGAGUUCAUGAUGUCCGAGUUUAAUAAUAUUCGUUUUGAUCGUCAACUUUCUGCUCGACGUAAGCACCUUGUGGAGAAAAUUGAGAUCGACUUUUUUGAUGUUGCUAAAGAUGAUUGA